This is a messenger RNA of Labeo rohita (rohu), 1723 nucleotides long. RefSeq lists its product as uncharacterized. The record is from RefSeq and is a predicted model, not a curated record. Gene Ontology annotation, molecular function: nucleic acid binding. Lineage: Eukaryota; Metazoa; Chordata; Actinopteri; Cypriniformes; Cyprinidae. The transcript has a single exon. The coding region runs from base 416 to 1669 and encodes 417 amino acids.
CCCCUUGGGUUUCCUUGCACCCGUUAUACUGCCAGCCAAGAUCUUAAUGCAGCAGUUGUGCAAAGAAAAACUCACAUGGGAUGACGACAUUCCUGAACAGUUUGAAAAAAGAUGGAAAGCCUGGUUACAAGAGUUGCAUCAAUUGUCUGAGUUCAGUGUUGCAAGAUGCAUAAAACCAGUUGACUUUGGAGUUACAACAACAGCACAACUUCAUCACUUCUCAGACGCAAGUGAGAUGGGAUAUGGAGUUGUCUCAUACCUCAAGUUUGUAAAUGCUGAUGGACUCACACAUUGUGCUUUCAUGAUGGGGAAGUCUCGUGUAGCACCUCUGAAACAAACCACUAUUCCGUGUAUGGAAUUGACUGCAGCAGUAGUGGCUGUGAACACUGACAAGAUGUUGAAAAGUGAAUUGUAAAUGGAGUUACUGGACUCUAUAUUUUGGACUGACAGUACAACAGUUUUGAGAUAUAUUGACAACGAAAAACUUCGUUUCAAAACUUUUGUUGCCAAUAGAAUUGCCAUUAUAAGAGAGUCAACCAAGCCGCAGCAGUGGAGGUAUGUCAGUACUUCACAAAAUCCAGCUGAUUCUGCAUCCAGGGGAGUUUCUUGCGAAAAAUUUGUGAAAGACAUCAACUGGAUCCAUGGUCCCUCUUUUCUCAAAGAACCAGAAUGUAGAUGGCCUGAGAACAUUCAUGACCUGUCGAUAAAAGAGGAUGACAAUGAGAUUAAACAUUCAGCUUCAGUGAAUCUCGUGAGUGCUACAGAGAGCACAGAUGCUGUGAGCAAACUGAUUAAUUAUCACUCUGAUUGGUACAAGUUGAAAAGAUCUGUUGCCUGGAUUCUUUGUGUCAAGGACAUGCUUAAACAAAAAACAAAAAAAGUUGAAAGAUGUGUAGAUGACCCUAUGGCGGAAAACCACAAGUCUCUGACAAUUCAGGACUUAACAAGAGCAGAAAACGAAGUUAUCAAGUUCAUUCAAAGCCAAAAAUUCAAAGAAGAAAUUUCCAUGUUGCAAAAAGGUAAUGCAUCUGUAAAAAGGAACAGUUGCCUUUCCAAACUGGAUCCAAUACUGCAGGAUGGAGUGCUAAGGGUUGAAGGACGUCUUGGUAGGUCUGCAAUGCCUGAGCAUGUAAAACACCCAGUCAUUAUACCUAAAGAUUCACAUAUCACAACUUUAAUCUUAAGAGACAUUCAUGAAAAAGUUGGACAUUGCGGAAGGAAUUAUAUGCUUUCAAAAUUGCGGCAAAAAUUCUGGAUUACAACUGCUAACUCCCUUGUGAGAAAGUUUCUUUCCAGUUGUGUCACAUGUAGAAAGAUCAGAGCAAAGGCUGGUGAACAAAAGAUGUCUGAACUACCAUAUGACAGAGUAACACCAGAUCAUCCACCCUUCACAAACAUAGGAGUAGACUAUUUUGUACCCUCUGAUGUCAGACAAAGUAGAAGUAAUGUUAAAAGGUAUGGUGUAUUGUUUACUUGUUUAACAACUAGAGCUGUGCAUAUUGAAGUUGCACAUUCAUUGGACACAGACUCCUGUUUGAAGGCCAUUCGACGCUUUGUGUGCAGGAGAGGUCAGGUGUUAAUCAUGAGAAGUGACAAUGGAACUAACUUCAUAGGUGCUGAGGUUGAACUGCGUAAAGCUAUCCAACAGUGGAAUCAGUCAAAAAUUUAAUGCACUCUCAUGCAAAAAGGGAUACAGUGGAUAUUCAACCCACCUUCUGGGUCU